Messenger RNA from Tinamus guttatus (white-throated tinamou), 373 nucleotides. Lineage: Eukaryota; Metazoa; Chordata; Aves; Tinamiformes; Tinamidae. The record is from RefSeq and is a predicted model, not a curated record.
GUUCUGGAAGAGGAGCAUGGGAUUCACUGCAAUAUGACCUUGCUGUUCUCCUUCGCUCAGGCAGUUGCCUGUGCUGAGGCUGGUGUUACUCUGAUUUCGCCAUUUGUAGGACGUAUCCUGGACUGGUAUGUUGCAAAUGGGGAUAAGAAAGCCUACGAGCCCUCAGAGGAUCCAGGUGUCAAGAGUGUCACUAAGAUUUAUAAUUACUACAAAAAGUUUGGCUACAAAACUAUUGUGAUGGGCGCUUCGUUCCGAAAUACAGGAGAAAUAAAAGCACUUGCAGGGUGUGACUAUCUCACUAUUUCACCUAAGCUCUUGGCAGAGCUCAGCAAAGAGUAUGUCAAGUUAACUCCCACGCUCAGUAUUAAAGAUG